AUGGAUCCUGAAGUGAGGCUUAGUAGCCCACCAGGGAAGCCCAAAGACUCAUCCAGUGUUGAUGGUCAGUCAGUGGGGACCCCAGUUGGACCAGAAACUGGAGGAGAGAAAGAUGGACCAGAAGAAGAGGACUUUGAUGACCUCACCCAAGAUGAGGAAGAUGAAAUGUCAUCAGCUUCUGAGGAAUCUGUGUUUUCUGUCCCAGAACUCCAGUUUUAUAAGAAGACCAAACAGCUGCCAGGCUUAGUAAAAUGCUGUGAAGAGAUCCAGCCACAUCAGUGGAAGCCACCUGUAGAGAGAGAAGAACACCGGCUCCCAUUCUGGUUAAAGGCCAGUCUGCCAUCCAUCCAGGAAGAACUGCGGCACAUGGCUGAUGGUGCUAGAGAGGUAGGACAUGUGACUGGAACCACUGAGAUCAACUCAGAUUGAAGCCUAGAAAAAGACAAUUUGGAGUUGGAGAGUGAAAGUCGGUACCCACUGCUAUUGCCUAAGGGUGUGGUCCUGAAACUGAAGCCAGUUGCCAACCGUUUCCCCAGGAAGGCUUGGAGACAGAAGCGUUCAUCAGUCUUGAAGCCCCUCCUUCUCCAACCAAACCCCUCUCUCCAGCCUAGCUUCAACCCUGGGAAAACACCAGCCCAAUCAACUCAUUCAGAAGCCUCUCCGAGCAAAAUGGUGCUCCGAAUUCCUCACCUGAUCCAGCCAGCCACUGUCUUACAGACAGUUCCAGGUGUCCCUCCACUGGGGGUCAGUGGAGGUGAGAGUUUUGAGUCUCCUGCAGCACUGCCUGCUAUGCCCCCUGAGGGCAGGACAAGCUUCCCUCUGUCUGAAUCCCAGACUUUGCUCUCUUCUGCCCCUGUGCCCAAGGUAAUGCUGCCCUUCCUUGCCCCUUCUAAGUUUCGGAAGCCAUAUGUGAGACGCAGACCCUCAAAGAGAAGGGGAGUCAAGGCCUCUCGCUGUAUGAAACCUGCCCCUGUUAUCCACCACCCUGCAUCUGUUAUCUUCACUGUUCCUGCUACCACUGUGAAGAUUGUGAGCCUUGGCAGUGGCUGUAACAUGAUCUAGCCUGUCAAUGCGGCUGUGUCCCAGAGUCCCCAGACUAUUCCCAUUAACCCUACUUCCUUCCCCUGUCAAUUGAACCAGCCCCUUGUGGCCUCCUCUGUCUCACCCUUAAUUGUUUGUGGCAAUUCUGUGAAUCUUCCUAUACCUUCCACCCCUGAAGAUAAGGCCCACGUGAAUGUGGACAUUGCUUGUGCUGUGGCUAAUGGGGAAAAUGCCUUUCAGGGCCUAGAACCCAAAUUAGAGCCCCAGGAACUAUCUCCUCUCUCUGCUACUGUUUUCUCCAAAGUGGAACAUAGCCCAGGGCCUCCAUCAGCAGAUGCAGAGUGCCAAGAAGGAUUGUUAGAGAACAGUGCCUAUUGCUGGAUUGUUGUGAAAACAGAGGAGGGAAGACAAGCUCUGGAGCCGCUGCCUCAGGGCAUCCAGGAGUCUCUAAACAACUCUUCCCCUGGGGAUUUAGAGGAAGUUGUCAAGGUGGAACCUGAAGAUGCUACAGAGGAAAUCAGUGGAUCCCCUGAGCGUGAUAUUUGUGAUGACAUCAAAGAGGAACAUGCUGUGGAAUUGGACACUGGCGUCGCAAGCGAGGAGUUGAACAGUGCUAGAGAGGUAAAGAAACAGACAGUCUUACAGAAGGAAGAGGAGAGGAGUCAGCCAGCUAAAACCCCUUCAUCUUCUCAAGAGCACCCUGAUGAAGGAACCUCAGGGACAGAUGUGAACAAAGGAUCAUCAAAGAAUGCUUUGUUUGAGGAGCAGCAGGCUUUUGAGAAGAGCCGCAAGUUCCUUCGGCAGCUGGAGAUUUGCUUUGCAGAGAACCCCUCACACCACCAGAAGAUUAUCAAGGUCCUCCAGGGCUGUGCAGACUGCCUUCCGCAGGAGAUCACCGAGGUCUGUGACAGCAAAUCCUACAAGAGCAAGGAGCCCCAUGAGGCCACCCAGAGCAGGACUGUCAGGACCACCAGAAAGGGAGAGAUGCCUUUUUCAGGAUUGCCAGUGGGGGCCACUUUGCCGUCCCCUCGAGAAGUGACUCUUACAAAACAGCUCCUCCUGGAUGGCCCACCACCUCAUUCACCAGAGACUCCUCAAUUUCCCCCCAAAACUGGAGCUGUACUGUACACUGUUAAGAGAAACCAGGUUGGGCCUGAGGCUCUCUCCUGCCCCAAGGCAUCCCCCAGACUUCAGAAAGAGAGGGAGGGCCAAAAGGCAGUGGGUGAGUCAGAGGCUUUGAUGCUGGUCUGGGAUGCAUCAGAAACUGAGCAAUUGCCUGGUACCGUGGAACCCCAUGCUUCCUUCCUGAGUCCUGUUUCCUCAAAGACCAGAGAUGCAGGGAGAAGACAUGUGUCCGGGAAACCAGACACUCAAGAGAGAUGGCUGCCCUCAAGCAGAGGUAGGGUGAAGACAAGAGACAGGACAUCCCCUGUCCAUGAAUCUCCAUCAGGAAUUGACACGUCAGAGACUUCUCCCAAAGCCCCUAGAGGGGGUUUGUCUAAAGACAGUGGAACACAGGGCAAAGGUCCAGAGGGAGAGCAGCAGCCAAAGGCCACAGAAGCUACAGUGUGUGCCAACAACAGCAAGGUCAGCUCCACUGGGGAAAAGGUUGUCCUGUGGACAAGGAAAGCUGACCGUGUGAUCCUCACCAUGUGCCAGGAGCAAGGGGCACAGCCACAGACCUUCAGCAUCAUCUCCCAGCAGCUGGGAAAUAAGACACCUGCUGAGGUCUCCCACCGUUUUCGAGAACUCAUGCAGCUCUUCCACACUGCCUGUGAAGCCAGCUCUGAGGAUGAGGAUGAUGCAACCAGUACCAGCAAUGCAGACCAGCUGUCUGACCGUGGGGACCUUCUGUCUGAAGAGGAGCUGGAUGAAUGAGACUCUGGGAAUACUUGGGUAUCAUCUACACAGGACCAAACCCAGCAGGUGCCCUGUCAUUAGGCAGGAGGGUAGUUGUACUCUGCUUGUACAGUCCUUGCGCCCAGUUUACAGACCGGGAGAGGAGCCCAGGACGAGGACAAAGGCUGGAGGAUGGAGUAGGACCCAGGGGCUCUGCCAUCCUAGGCACCAUUCAAGGUCUUUUAUGAAGACCUUACAGAUCUCCUCUGUAAAUAGCAUCGAGUGAGAGUGGAGCUCAGCUCCUUUCUCUACUUUUUUUUGGUCUGAUGGCACAUAUUUAUUGUUCUGUGGUCUAAUCACAGUGUUUCUAAAUGUAAAAAGUGCAUAUGUUGGUGUAGCUAGUCCUGCGACAUCGAGCUCCUCUGCACGAAGACACUGGGCUCCUGCAUCCAGCUGUUUUUAUUGCACACUAGCUCCUCUCUCCCACACUGGGAACUUUAGUCCACGAGGCUGUC
Molecule: messenger RNA, 3395 nt
Organism: Mandrillus leucophaeus (drill)
Lineage: Eukaryota; Metazoa; Chordata; Mammalia; Primates; Cercopithecidae
Product: GON-4-like protein
Biological process (GO): regulation of DNA-templated transcription
Cellular component (GO): nucleus
Molecular function (GO): transcription coregulator activity
Source: RefSeq, a predicted model, not a curated record